This is a messenger RNA of Phycodurus eques (leafy seadragon), 2582 nucleotides long. RefSeq names its product gastrula zinc finger protein XlCGF7.1-like. Gene Ontology annotation, biological process: regulation of transcription by RNA polymerase II. The transcript is spliced from 2 exons. The coding region runs from base 559 to 1593 and encodes 344 amino acids. The record is from RefSeq and is a predicted model, not a curated record. Lineage: Eukaryota; Metazoa; Chordata; Actinopteri; Syngnathiformes; Syngnathidae. Gene Ontology annotation, cellular component: PcG protein complex; nucleus; transcription regulator complex. Gene Ontology annotation, molecular function: DNA-binding transcription activator activity, RNA polymerase II-specific; RNA polymerase II cis-regulatory region sequence-specific DNA binding.
UGUUGUCCCGUGUCCCAUUUAUUUUUGCUGUAGCAGUUUUUCUCAAUAAUAAUAAUAAUAUUUUCCAUUAAAUGCAUAGUAUGCUGUUUAUUUUUGUUACUUGUAGUAUCCCCCGUUGUGCUUUCACUUGGAAUGUUCCGCAAAUCAACCCCGGUCCUUUGUUGCAGUGUAAUAAGGUGUAUGAAGUAUUAAUCAUCGGUAGAGCCCGCGGCCCCCCAAAAUAUUUGGAGUCCGGUUUCCGUCGUCUCGUAGUUGGUUUGUCUGAGUAGCUUUGCCGUACUGCUUUCGCUGUCCGUUGACUUCCGUGUACGUUUUGGCCCGUCAGACGCGCGUCACGCAAUCGAUCUUUCCGAACGUCCUGAAUUCAGCCUCGACACACUACGCCCCAUCUCCGCUUUGCUUGACCGGAGCUGAACACCGUUCGUGAAAUCGUUUUGUGUCCGGAUAAACUCGCCUCGCGUUCUCCAGCUUUGUCAGCUCGCUAGCCACGAAGCGGCGCGUUUGUUAGCAUCGCGGCGAUCAAGUGUGAGCGGCAAGUGCGGUGCUUAUCGUGUGCAAAUGUGCGCACAAAUUGUGAAAGACGAGUACGAGGCGGACGAGCGACGACGACGACGGCGACGGCGACGACCGGACGAUGUUUUCAACGAGCCUCAGGAUGACUCAAACACAGCAGCCAUCAAUAAAGCUUUCCACCUUGAGCAGCUUGAACCAGAGCCUCCUCACAGUAAGGAGGAAGAGGAGCCAGGGUCCCCUUACAUUAAAGAGGAAGAGGAGGAGACUGAUAUCACCAAGUCGCCGUUCACUUGUGUCAUCGUGAAGAUUGAAGGUGAUGACGAAGAAGAAGGUGAUGGAGACCAAGGUGAAGGAUCACAGGCAGACAGCCUUUUAGCUCCAGUAUCAGAUAGUGACAACAAAAUGUCAGACUCUGAUGAUGAUGACGACGAUGAGGAUGAUGAACACUCUAAAGGUGAUAUGCUGUGUCAAACUGAGGACAAACCCUGGGAAUGUUCCCUGUGUGGCAAAUCUUUCUCUGCCAAAAAAAAUCUGAGAAGACACCUGAUGCUCCAUACAGGCGAAAAACCUUUCAGCUGCUCAGAUUGCGGUAAAAGAUUCGCUAGUAAGGCACAUUUGCACAGACAUGCAAGAACGCACACUGGAGAGAAACCUUUUUCCUGCUCAGUCUGUGGUCUUCGAGUAACUCAAAAGAUUAAUUUAUUAAACCACAUGAAAACACACACCGAGGAGAAACCUUUUGCGUGCCCGUUUUGCACGAAAGGCUUCGCUCGUAAGGCACAUUUGAACAGACACACACAAAUACACACUGGAGGCAAGGCCUUUGUCUGCUCAGUCUGCACCUUAACUUUCAGUGAACGUUCAAAUUUGGCGAAGCACAUGAGAGAACACACUGGGGGGAAACCUUUUUCCUGCUCAGUUUGUGGUAAAAGCUUCUCUCAGAGACGCGCUUUGACAAGACACACUAGAAUGCACACAGGUGAGAAACCUUUCAAUUGCAGUGUGUGUGAUAAAAGAUUCCCUCAAAAGUAUCAGGUUAAGAAACACAAGUGUGUUGUUGACAAAUGCAGCAUUAAAUGAAGCUUCACAACUUUAGGUCAAAUGUUUUAAUGGGAGUGGUAUGGUGGCUAUGUGAUCCUGAAUAAAAUCCAAUGGUCCUUCUCCGCUGGCUUAAACAUUUUCAGAAGCACUGACCUAAUUUGCAUAAAGUUCCAUGAUAGUCAUUUAUUUUCAAGUCUAUUAUUUUCAUUUCAUAGUGUGUGUCUUGGCUGGCCUGCUUCCAGUAGUGUGGAUGUUGGAAUUUUUUUUUGUCCAAUCCGAUUUCAGCAUCUAUGUGUUGACAUGUCAGAAGUAAUCUGCCCAGGGCCUUCAGAAUCAGGUGUGAGUUGUGGCCUAAUGCAGCUGUUUGCCAGUGUUCUCAUUUCAUAUUUGUGUUUAUUUGUCGUGUUUGAUACAAAUCUUAAUGGGCAUCGGCGACUUGAGCUCUGCUUUUCGUCUUCUUUGACUUCACUCGAGCAGAAGACUACUCGAAGCCUGCUUGUAGCUAAACCUUUGUCGUAUAAUAAAGCAAGAAAUCCAGUGACUGCUCGUAACUUGAACAAUUCGUAAAUGUUUGGGUAAUCGAAUCAAGGUACCGUUGUAAUUGAGUUAGGUCACGGUAUCUCUGUACUUGAGUUAUUACAGAUGUGGUCAGAAGUUUACAUACAUUCAUCAUGGGGAUGAAUGACAUAUUGAAGUCGGUUGAGUGUGGACCAGAUCUUGGUCUGUAGGCUGUGGCUACCAUGGGAAUAUGGGGAGAAAAACAUCCCCUGACCUCAACCAAUGGGCGGCGUGUAGUACCCAAAGGAAAACCAAUCCGAGGACAAGCAGCUUUUUAUUCAAAGCGAUAACAGAGUCAAAGUAACUCCCGAGUGGAUUCCAAACGUGCCAGCUGGGUUCUUGGAGUGAAUUGUGGGACGAUUUGUAAGUAGAAGUGGACUGUAUGUAAUUACACAGUACAGUGCCCUGUACUGUAGUUUUACUUGUCAUUUCUGGUAUGCGUAUGAGGGUGUAAAUCAUUGUAAACAUUG